Molecule: messenger RNA, 4454 nt
Organism: Gekko japonicus
Lineage: Eukaryota; Metazoa; Chordata; Lepidosauria; Squamata; Gekkonidae
Gene: FBRS
Product: fibrosin
Exons: 18
Coding region: 422-3679 (1085 amino acids)
Source: RefSeq, a predicted model, not a curated record
UUCUAGUUUUUAUUAUGUUGAAAGUAUUUAAUUCUUUAAUUUAAGGGUCUUCUCUUUAAUGGGAGGACAAAAAAAAGGAAGCUGCCAUUCCUGUCACAGGGAAUUAAAAGGAGGUGCACUGACUCGUGAAGUAAAGAGCCUUCUGUUUGAGUAGACUCUGUAAAUGUAAAUUAAAGAAAGGUUCAGAAGAGGGAGGAAGGAAGGCAUUUCUGGUGGAGGACUUAAAAUUCUUUCUUGAAAAGGGUCACCUUGCCUUUUGAAUUGGUGCUCUGUUGAGUGGCAUCCGAAGAAAACAGCCCUGUUGAGACCAGCUGCAAUGCAACUGGCUGGUGAGGGUUGAAGGGUGCCCCCCCCUUUGGCUGCAUCUGCCACACCCAUAGGACACAGCACGACACAUUCUCUGUACCUCAAGAGGGCCAUCAUGGAAGGAACAGCAGCAGCCCCUGCCCCAUGUUGGAGUGGGGGAGGAGGCAGCAGUGGCAGAGCCCGGAGGCAACGGCGUUGCUCACGGCGGGACCGUGAGAGUCGCUGCACUCGCCGCAGAGGGAGCCGUCCCGGGGAUGUUUCUCAUCGGGGACUUUCAUCGUCGUCGUCUUCAGGAUCGGACAGUGAAGGGCCCUCUCCUCCUGCCCCUGUGGCGCCUGGCAAAGCUCGCCCCCUGCAGCAGCAACGCCGACGCCGUCGGCCCCUGCGACGGCGGAAGAGAGCCUCUGGAUCUUCCUGUAGUCGUGAGGAGGAGGAGGAGGAAGAGGAAGAAGAGGAUCUUAUUGAUGGCUUUGCCAUUGCCAGCUUUGUCAGCCUGGAGGCACUUGAGAAGGAUGCGACCUUGAAGACCCCAGAGCGGCUGGAGCUUCGGAUGAAGCAGUCCGGAAAAAGGAAGCGGGGCGAGGGGAACAACUCUGAGCCAGAAGACGACGAUGGGAGUUCAGAAAAGGGUCGCAGCCGAGGCUGCGGUGGGGAGAGAGCACUGAGAAAACGUAGCAAGAGGCGGCGCAAAGAGCCUUCUUUCCAAUCCUUCCUGGAAACUGGAUCCAUAUGUGAUACAGAAAGUGACCCAGAGGAGCAGGCCUCCGUUGAUGACCUCGAACAGUCAUUCACUGUCUCAACCAGCAAAGCCUCGGGACCCAUUGGUGCAUUAAACGGGAGCUGUGAAGCCAAACUCUCUGUGAUCCCUAAAGUCUCUGGCCUCGAGCGGAGCCAGGAGCGUAACUACGAGGCCGACCGGGACCCCUUGAUAGUGCCUUUCCUGCCCAAGGAGCCCCCUUCUCAGGCAGCUGUGGCCCCCGUUCCAACUCAAGCCUUGCCUCCCAGUCCGCCUGCCCCACCUUCCACAAGGACUCGGGCUCAGACGCCUAAUACUGUUCAUGGGACACCCCAGCCCAAAGGCCAGCCGCCUCCGAUGCCUCAGGGGGGGUCAGUCCCCCACAACCUCACACAGAACCAGCUGCACAUGAAGGUACCAACCUUUGCCAGCCAGACACAGUACCCUGUAGGGCUGGACCUCAGCACCGGAGGGUGCAGCCGUGGUGCAGCUCACCCCAAGCCUAUCCUCCCCCCGUGCUCCCCCUCUUCCUCUCAGCUCCCUCACCGACCCUCCACCCCGUCACUGGCCCUCCCUCCCCAUGCCUUUCCACCCUCCCUUCGCCCCCCUUCCCAUCACCACCCCGGUAUGUUCACCCCCUCGCCUGGCCUCCCGCCACCACCCCCGCUGCUUCAAGUUGCUGGGCACCCAGCUGCAGCUGCUGCCAUAUCUGAACAAGAACUAAUCCGACAAGACUUGAGCUCGCGAUUCUUGGCAGGGCAAGGUGGGCCUGAGAUGGCAGCUGCCGCCAUCCGCCCACUGGCCUUCCAGUUCCACCAACACAACCACCAGCACCAACACACCCACCAACACACCCACCAGCACUUCACCCCUUUCCCCCCAGGCAUGGUGCCUGCGCCCAGCCCAGCCAUGUUUGAGAAGUACCCUGGCAAGAUGGAUGGGCUCCUGAGGCAUAAUUUUUAUGCCGCAUUCCCCCCAACCGUGUCGGGGAUCCCCCCGGUCCUGCCUCCCGCUGUGACUUUUGGCUCCUUGCAGGGGGCGUUCCAACCUAAGAGCACUAAUCCUGACCUGCCAUCCCGUCUGGGCGCUGUCCCACCAAGCUUGUCUCAGAAAGGGACCCAGCUCACAGAUCCUUUCAGGCCUGCGCUGAGAAAGCCCGGGAAGUGGUGCGCCAUGCAUGUCCGUGUGGCAUAUAUGAUCCUGCGGCACCAGGAGAAGAUGAAGGUAGGGUGGGCCUGUGCUGCCUCCCCCCUCCGCCUGCAUCCCAUGAUGGGGAGUGGCUCAGCUCCUGCAGGUGGCUGCCAGAGGGUCACUGCAAGCAAUGGGAGAGGCCUCUCCUCUUCUGCUCUUCUGAUGUCCAUGCCGGCCCCUGGAUGCAAGUCAGGGUUUGGUGACGCCCCAAAAUUGGAUUUCCGGAAUGACCUCCUGACCUGCCUGCCCGGCACUGGAGCCUUUGGCAGCCUUCCCCACAGCCAGGAGCUGGCACGUCCCGCCACCCUCUUCACAACAGCUGGUGCUGUCCACCCAGGGAGUGGCUCGUCUUUUGGUCCUGCCAGCACUCCCCACGGUUCCUUCCUCAGCCCCAGCCCCCACAUUGAUCCCUUUGGCAGACCUGCAAGCUUUGCCUCCCUGGGAGCACUCUCCAACGGAGCUUUUGGGGGCUUGGGCAACCCAUCUUUCAACCCAGCCUCUGUCUUUGGGCAAAAGGACAGCCCUGGAGCUCCAGCUUACCCCAGCCCCCAUGAAGCAUGGAACCGCCUGCACCGCACGCCACCUUCCUUCCCCACGGCCCCACCCUGGCCCAAAGGUGGCACUGGAGACGGGGCUGAGCGUGGGGGUAGCCAGCAUGACAAGGAGAGCGAGAAGCCAGAAGGGCCAGUGAUCAAGGACGAAAAGGACAGAGACGCCCUCUUCUCCCGCCAUCCACUGCGUGCCUCUCCAGCUACGCCCACCCCAAAGAACCCAGCACUGGCCCACGAGGAGCCUCCGGGCCGCCCUCACGGGGCAGCAGAGCGUGAGCACCGCUAUGGAAGCCCAGCAAGCUCCAGUCAUGCCUCCCGCUCACCCUAUCCGGAGCCGCCUCUGAAGAAGGAAGUGAAAGUGAAGGAAGAGCCGGAGCUGACGGGGUUUGAGGGAGCGCUGCGUGCGGGGGCCUCCUUUCACAGCACCCUCCAUGUCUCCCACCCGCUGGGGACACUGGCUGUGUUUGAGCGCCCCCAGGCCGGGACUGGCGGAAGCGUCUCCCCAUACUUGGUAGCCGGCCCGCCUCCGGCCGCCUCCUAUGCCGCACUCGAAGCCUGGCGUGAGCCCUACCACCGGGGUCUGGAGUUGCACCCGCUACAGCGCUUGCCCCGCUUUCUGGAGACCCCAUCGCCUGCCGCCGCCACUGCUGAAGAGUAUGAACGGGCCCGGCUCUACGGCCUGCCCCCCCCAACCCACGCCAGCCUCAUGGCUUAUCCCAGACACCAGAAUGGGCUGCUGGCGAAAGCCACCCCAACGGCUGCCGCCACCGCUGUGGGACUACUGAGCGCCCCUCCGCCUCUCAUCCCAGCUUCAAAUGCCCGGCCCUGUUCCCCUAGGCGUGCCCCGGACAUCCGGGAACUGGCAGCCGCCUACAAGGACCGGGACUCCAGAUAAUGGUGCUACAGUGGGGCCCUGGAACAUGAGUACCUGCACCAAGCAGCUUCCCUUGUCUCCAGCCUGGGCCCUGGCCAGAGAUGUAGACCCCCUUCCACAUUAUUGGGACUUGACGUCUGGCCUCCUGCCACCUUCGCCUGAGAGGAAGGCUGCCGCCGCCACCCCAGAAGGACUUGGCUCCCUUCAGCUCUGAGCAUUGGGGGACCCUUCCUGCCCCAGACAAAAAGACUUAAGGAAAGUAGUCUCGUGGAAGUGUUGGGGGUGGUGGAGGAGUGGGGCGAGAGUCCAGGCUUGGGAGGCCCUUAGUUUUUGUCUCCGGCUUUCUUUCAAAGCUCCCUUUGCCCAGCUGUGGGAAUCAUUAAACGAUUUGGUGUCUGCUUCCAGCAUCCCUGCUGGGCUGAAAUUAACGUUGGGGUGUGUUCUCCCUCCCUCCGUGGACUGAGGGGAAGGCUGCUUUCAGGGGAAGGGGGGACUGUAUCUUGGGGCACCUCCCCCCCACCAGGCAGUGUACAUAUUUAUAUAUUCUGCCCCUGGCAGGUGGGGAAAGGUUUUUGUACAUUUAUAAAAGGUUUGAGAUUGUGAUUUUAAAAGUGACUCUGCUCCCUCUUCUCCUUCCUUCUGGCUCCCCUUGUUUUUACUGUACUGCUCUUUUCUAUACCUGUAUCCGAUCCCUCCUCCUCUCUUCCCCCGUCCUUCUGUAAUUGAUCGGAAAGGUGCAGCAGGGAGGGUGCCACGCAUCUGCCCACUGCCCUUUCCUCCCCAGGUUGGUUAAUUA